Messenger RNA from Rotaria sp. Silwood1, 1661 nucleotides. Lineage: Eukaryota; Metazoa; Rotifera; Eurotatoria; Philodinida; Philodinidae. The record is from the annotation of a GenBank genome assembly.
UUGGAGGCAGAUACAGCUCAGAUUUGAACUCUUCAUCUUGAUUUACCCUAAGAAACGGGUAAUAAUAAUCGGCCUAAUUUUUGGCCUAAGACCUACGUGAGCCUAAGAAAAUAAUUGGUUAUUUUUUUUUCGUUCUGCAGAUGAUUCAUACGAAAAGGAAAACAUACCAAUAAUAUUUUUAGGCUCGCUUAGGCCGUAGGCCAAAAAUUAGGCCGAUUAUUAUUACCCUUUGCCAAGACAAUUUGGAUGUCCACACAUUCUAGGAUGACUCAUCUGUCUCAUUCACUUUUUGAAGUACACAUAACUCUCGGAUUUAAAUCCGAGGUUUCCGCAUUUAUUUAUUCAUUGGUUAAGCUAAAACCUUUAGGAUGUUGUAUUGUGUCUGAAACUUGUCUAUGGAUAAAACUUUAGAUGGAAAUCUUAUAAUGAAGGUUUCUGAAAGGAUGUUUCCUAGAGAAGGAAAAUUUCAAUAUAAGAAUGUCAUAGUAACAGAAAAACUGAUUUUCCGAAUAUCGAUGAUCUUAACGAGAGUAGUUUUGUUGUGAAAGUGUCAGAUCUUUUGAUUCGGUUCUAUCUUGAAAUUCGAAUAUUAAAUCAUCUAGUUUACGUGAGCGGUCUACAAGACACACUAUCAAUUCGAAAUUUGAAGAUCAUUUUUUCUGUUAACACAACAUUCAUUUAAAAAUAUUCUUUUAAUUUAGUUUUUAUUAAAUCUUCAAAUGUUUCUUCACAAGUAUCAUUAAAUAAUUCUUUAACUUAUAUUCAUACAAUAAGUAUUCGACAAUCGAUAAUUUAUUUUAUUUGGUUCAUGUUAUGCAUCAAGUAUAAAUAGUGCAAUACGAGAGUAAAAUAAACAAAAAAAAAUGAAUUUGAUCUAUUCUGUUUUUUUGUUUUCUAUUUUAGAGUUUUUAUUGAACUAAAAAAAAAUUAGUCUUAAAAAAUAUAUUAAUACAAAUGAAAGUGAUUUUCAAGCUGCUGUACUCGAUUUACUUGUUCAAUUACUUUUAAUUCGUCAUUUUAUUUAUUGUAUUGCUGAAUUUCUUGUUAUGUUAUCACAUGAUACACUUCAUUCAAAACGAGUUAUUAAAAUACAAGAUUUAAUAAAACAUUAUGAUUCAUUAUUAGCAAGUGGACAUGAAUCUGAAACACAUGUUAUUGUUAAUAGUGUUCAAAUUGAAGAUGAUAAAUGGAAACGUCUUUCACGACAAAUUGUCGAUUUACUUCUUGCUCAUUUACAAUCUCAAGAUCAAUCACUUUUGGAUAUUUAUUCCACACAAUUAACACUAUUUGAUGUUGUCUCAUCAGUUGCAUUACGAUCAAUUGAUCCAUUUGUUAUUGCUUUUCGAGCAUUCAAUGAUGUUUUAUUAUCAGUUAAUGGAACACGAGAUGAAACGUUUAGUGCAACUCUUCUUCGAAUUUUAACUAAUACUCGGCAAUUACGUGAUCAAAUCGAUAUGACAUUAGUUUCUCUUGCAUCCGAUUAUCUUUAUAUACUUAUUGAUACAUGUACAUAUGGACAUAAUUUAUUUGAUCUUAUACAUCGUACAUCAGUUGCAAGUCUUUUAUUCGUUUGUGAAGGAAUAGAUUUAGAUGAAAGUGGUCUUGUAUUAGUUUUAUUAAUUGAACAAUUUCUUCCAUUACCAUUAAAUAAACAAUUAUAA